AUGCGGGCUGCGGCAGCGGUGGCCGCCGCCGUGGCGGCGCUCCUGCUCUUUGCAGUGGCCGCCCUGCCCACUCAGGACCCGGGCGCCUCAGUGGGGCCAGUGCAAGCCGUGCGCGAGCUUCUGGGGGCAGGGGCAUCAGGCAGCGAGGCGGCUGCCGCCGCCGCCGCCGCCCGCCGCAACGCCGCGGGCCUCCCGCUGCUCACCCCCACCAAGACCCAGCUCUCCACCGGGCACGAGCUGUUUUACGAGUCCCCUCCCCGCCCUGUCGGCCUGCUGCUGAUACUGCACAAGUGCGGGCGCUCGGGGAGCGACCACUGGCCGCGCUCCCAGCCCUGCCCCGACUGCCUCGGCCUGCCCCACAGCCUGGCCAAGACCAAGCAGGCGCUGUCCCGCGGCUACGCGGUAGCCGCCAUGAGCAGCCUGGACCGGCGGGCCGGCGGCGGCGGCCGCUGCUUUGCGUGGGCCGCCGACGCGCGGGCGGCGGCAGAGGUCGUGCGCUCCCUGCCCCGCACGCUGCGCCUGCCGGCGGGGGCGCCGGUGUACGUGGAUGGAGCCUCCUCAGGCGGAUCCAUAGCCCUGCGCCUGGCCAGCAUCGUGGACUUCAAUGGGGCGAUAGGAGAGGUCAUCGCGCCACCCGGGCUGCCGGAGAUGUUGGAAAAGAUGGAGGCGGACCUGUUCCCCUCCAUCUCCCCCACCCUCUCCGCCAGCCUGCACCAGCAGCUGGAGCAGCUGGGGCUGCUGGAUGCCAAAGGCUUCAUUUCAGCCGACCCCGGUACCGCGGCGUGGGAUACCUUCAAGAGCCAGGUGGCCAGCUUCGCUGCGCUGCGCAAGCUGCUGACCGGCAUGAAGGCGGCGCAGCGGGAGCAGGAUGUGCGGCUGGUGGACAAGCACAUCUGGGAGUGCAUCUUGCUGGCCUGGGCGCGGCACGAGACGGUGGGGGAGCACAUGACAGCGGCCCUGGUGUGGCUGGAGGGCGGCGGCCGGCAGGACAUCGGCCGCCUGGUGUCACGGUACCGCCCCGCCCGCCUGGCGGCGCUGGCCGUCAACACCUCCGGCCCCGCCUGGCGCGUGGCGCCGCCCUCCCCGCCGCCGCCGGCGUGA
Chlorella variabilis is the source of this 1101-nucleotide messenger RNA. RefSeq lists its product as hypothetical. Lineage: Eukaryota; Viridiplantae; Chlorophyta; Trebouxiophyceae; Chlorellales; Chlorellaceae. The record is from RefSeq and is a predicted model, not a curated record. The transcript is spliced from 6 exons. The coding region runs from base 1 to 1101 and encodes 366 amino acids.